This is a messenger RNA of Harpia harpyja (harpy eagle), 2657 nucleotides long. It is a transcript of the gene CCNG1, whose product is annotated as cyclin G1. Gene Ontology annotation, biological process: regulation of cyclin-dependent protein serine/threonine kinase activity; mitotic cell cycle phase transition. Gene Ontology annotation, cellular component: cytoplasm; cyclin-dependent protein kinase holoenzyme complex; nucleus. The transcript is spliced from 7 exons. Gene Ontology annotation, molecular function: cyclin-dependent protein serine/threonine kinase regulator activity. The record is from RefSeq and is a predicted model, not a curated record. The coding region runs from base 191 to 1078 and encodes 295 amino acids. Lineage: Eukaryota; Metazoa; Chordata; Aves; Accipitriformes; Accipitridae.
GAGGAGAGGAGCGGGCUGGCUGGCUGACUGCCGGGAGGCGGCUGCAUGGCGCUCUCCCGGUGGUCGCUGGUGCCCGAGGAACCGGGCAGCGCUUUAGCGUGACUCCUCGGCGCCGCUGUCGCUGUGGGUCGCACCGGCUCGGAGCCCCCCUCCACGAAAGAAGGGAGCGGAGCGGAGCGACAGCGACAAGAUGAUCGAAACGCUUGUAACUACCGAAGCUCAGGAACUGCUGUACCAGCUCACGGCCCUGUUGGAACAGGAGUUAAGAUGUCAGCCAAAGGCCUCUGGCCUGAGACUAAUUGAAUCUGCUCACGAUAAUGGCCUCCGAAUGACUGCAAGGCUGCGAGACUUUGAAGUGAAAGACCUCCUCAGCUUAACUCAGUUCUUUGGCUUCCAUACAGAGACGUUUUCACUAGCUGUGAAUUUCUUAGAUAGAUUCUUGUCAAAGAUGAAGGUACAGCCUAAACACUUGGGCUGUGUUGGACUCAGCUGCUUCUACUUGGCUGUGAAGGCAUCAGAAGAAGAGAGAAAUGUUCCCUUAGCCACUGACUUAAUUCGAAUAAGCCAGUAUAGGUUCACUGUUUCCGAUAUGAUGAGAAUGGAGAAAAUCAUAUUGGAGAAGCUGUCUUGGAAAGUCAAAGCUACAACAGCCUUCCAAUUUCUGCAACUAUAUCAUUCACUCAUUCAUGAGAAUUUAAGCUGUGAAAGGAGAAAAUACCUCAAUUUUGAGAGACUUGAGACCCAGCUCAAAGCAUGUCACUGCAGAAUCAUGUUUUCAAAAGCCAAGCCUUCUGUCUUGGCACUGUCUAUUAUGGCACUAGAGAUAGAAGAACAAAAACUACUGGAGUUGACAGAGGCAUUGGAAUUUCUGCAGUUGCAUUCCAAGAUAAAUAACAGAGAUUUGACCUUCUGGAAGGAACUGGUGUUAAAGUGCCUUACAGAAUAUUCCUCGAGCAAGUGUUCCAAACCAAAUGUCCAGAAAUUAAAAUGGAUUGUGUCUGGACGUACAGCACGGCAGCUUAAACAUAGCUACUACAGAAUAACACAUCUUCCUACAAUUCCAGAGACCAGCUCGUAAUAGGAGUACAAUAAAAUGAGGAGAGAACCAUCCUGUGACCUUGUUAACAGACACAUGAAUAUCUGAGAAACCAAGUCUGAAACAUGAUCUUAAUAAUGAAGAACUCAACUCAUGGAAAGAAUAUGUAACAUUUCAGACUAAAGAUCAUUCCAGCAAAUAUGUUCUUUGAAUAUUGUUGUAGUCAUCAUGAAGUGUCAGUUUUCAGUCUUAUUUGUUAGACUGUUUACUGUUCAGUGAAAUACCACAAUACUGAUACAAGGAAUUUUAACACCUUAUAGUUUAUAGAGCAGCUUGUAUAGUCUAACCUUGGUUUACUGUAAUUGCAGAUGAAUUAUAUAAUUAAUUUUUAAAAAAUGGUUUACUUUCCAAAGAUUACGUGACACUAGGAAAACAUCAUGUGCAGUAGCACAGUGCUCCAGUGUCUCAAUCAAACUAAAGACUAAUCCUGCUCAAUACUGAUGACAAUAGCAAAUGUCUGUCAGUCCACCUGACGGGCUGUUUGGGUAGUGUCACAUGUCUGCAUGUUCCUGCUGGGCAGGGCACUGGCCUUCUACCACAGAAACAUUAAAAAGUAGGCGAUGUGAUACCCACUGAACAUGUCAAGUCGCUAGAGCAGGAGGAAAGAGAAACCUUAUUUCAUUGCCUUAUAAAAGGUAGGCAGCAACUUCAGUAUUUUGUAGGAGGUGUAGUUUACGAGAUUUACAAAUUAUAGAGUGAAAAAACCUCAUGAUACCUAAUAAGGGCUGAGGGAAAGUACUGGGUCACCUGCCCCAAAUCUGACAUCAGUCUUGCAAAGUUUCACUGUACAAGAGGUAAAUGUUGAUUAUGAACAGGUGCAUUUUUACAGGCACAGUAGGAGCUGGGCUAAUGUCCCAUCUUGGCCUGUAUGUAGGAGCAAUCUAGUUGAGAAACACUGAAGAGUGCUUCAACUCUGAUCUCUUUAAUGCUAAGCUUUGUAAAAUACAACUGUUUUUUCUGAAGACCAGAUCAGUACUUGAGGCAUAUCAUGCUUCUGGUGCUAACAAGGAAGUGAAUAAUAAGUAUGUGUUACUGUAUGUAAGCUGAAUAGAGGUGUUGGGGGGGAAUGUUGCUAAUGACCUCUUCAAUUCUGCGUCACUGUGGAGCAGAGGUGGUUAGCAAUAGGCUGUUAAUAACUGAUUGCCAUAUGAACCUACUCAGUGGAGAAGAAGAGAUCAGAAUGUUCUGAAUAUAGUGUGGGCUUAGAUGUUAGCCAACCAACCCAUUCCCCUUUAGGGUAAUAGCUGAGGGGGAAACCACUCUUUGCAUAUCUCAAACUAGCUAAACCUUUCACAGAAGACUUUGUACCAAAGCUCUAUACGGGACAAAUCAAGCCUUUUCAUGAACUCAUGGGAAUGAUUACACCGCAAAACGUGUAAUUGGGUUUUGCAUCUGCCAGUGCUAUCUGCAUUGUGCUGGCCUGUGAAAAGCAUACAAAUGAUUUGGACAAAGGUGUGGUCAGCCUACUGGGAGAGAUGGAGAAGAUUUAAUGUGCAAUUCUAGUUGUCAUGUCUCAAUAUUAAGAUAUGUACCUUUCAAUUAAACAUUGAAAUGUGCUUAA